GAUAAAUCACUGCAUCACCUCCCUAUGUCACUGCUCCUAUUUACCAACAGGCUGUAUUCAGCUUCUCUCCUGUCCUGACCUCGGCUUCAACCCACUACAGGAUUUUCCAGGUACUUCCGAUGUGGACAGGACAGGACGUGGCCUCCCUAUAGACCUGGAGCGGGGACUUCUUCUUCAUCAUCACUUGGGCAGGACCAGCUCCCGCUUAGGACCCUUCACUUUGUGGAUAUUAGGAGAUAGACCAUGUACCAGGGCCUGGCACUCACCUCUAACCAUGGCCAGUCUGCCUACCCUCAUGAUUCAGCCAAUUUCCUGCACCCUUCUGCCAGUCCCUAUAUGCAGACAGGACGUGUGCCGGCGGUGCUGCAGCCCUUACCCUACCUGCAGAGCUGUGAUAGUGCCCACCAGAGCCACCACCUGGGCAGCCACCCGGCCUGGGCACAGGCGGCAAACGAGAACCACGCGUUUAAUGCCAGCAGCCCGCACACCCCCACGGGCUUCACCUACUCACACAGCCCACCGGUGGGCAACAACGCUGGGAGGGAAGGAGCCUUCCAGAGCCCCCUGAUGACAAGGGAACAGUAUGGAAACCCGCUGGUGCGCACAGUCAAUGGCUCCUACUCCAGCCCGUACCCUUAUGUCAGCCCCGAGAUGCCACCCACCUGGGCAGCUGGGCAUUUUGACAGCAGUAUGUUGCACAGCUUGCAGAGCAGACCGGGUUUACAUGGGAGACGACCCAGCCUGGAAUACUUUGAAGACUUCCAUGCCGAAGGAAGAGAAUGCGUCAAUUGUGGAGCAAUGUCCACCCCUCUGUGGAGGCGAGAUGGCACCGGACACUACCUGUGUAAUGCCUGCGGAUUGUAUCAUAAAAUGAAUGGCAUCAACCGACCCCUUAUCAAGCCACAGAAAAGACUGUCCUCCUCCAGACGUGCUGGACUUUGCUGUACAAAUUGCCACACAACCACUACAACCUUGUGGAGGCGGAAUUCAGAGGGAGAACCCGUGUGUAAUGCAUGUGGACUAUACAUGAAGCUGCACGGGGUUCCUCGUCCAUUAGCCAUGAAGAAAGAAAGUAUUCAGACUCGAAAGAGGAAACCCAAAAAUGUUAAAGGGAAAACAACAGGGGCGAACACUUCAGCUAACAACUCUCCAUCAUCAGUUACAACAGACACCACUCCGGUAUUAAAAACAGAACCAACACUAUCUGCACAAUACCCGGGACAGUCAAUAGGACCUGGCUCUCAGGGUCAUAGCCAAGCCGACGAAAUAGUAGCCGGGUCUUAUGAGCUAAAAUAUAUUUCAGAUGAAUAUCACUUUAGUCCAACACUGAAUGCACAGUCGGGACUUGGCGUUCCUCUUCAUCAGGACUCAUGUUGUGCAUUGCCUCGUGCCUAAAAUUCGGAACUUUCCUGGAACACUCACUUUGAGACUGAUGUCUCUGCUUACUCUAAUGUGCAAAGGGGAGGCUUCUCUUCACAUUGCUCAAGAGACAAAGAAAAAGACUGGCACUUUUUGUAGUCAGAGACUAUGAGCAUGAACUUGGUGUUCUUAAGAUUCUUCACCUCAGAAGAAGAUGACCCCCCGUCCUUAAGGAGGUUGUUGCAUCCUGCAUGAGAUCCAAAAGGUGGUGGGACAGAGUCCAGAUGACAAUCGUGGGCUACUAACUUGAUUUGCAUUCUUUGCAAAGCCUUGAAAUGGAAUCAGGGCUACAAGGGGAUUUGCUUCUUAACCAUAAUCCUUGAUGCCUUCGAUAAUCAAAAGAAACUCCGACCUUCAGCCUUGAGAUGUACUGGAGACUACUAAAUGCAAAGCAUGACCAACCCGGAUGAUAAACACCAUAAAAAAAUACUCAAAAGCAUUUCACUUUGAAACAAAGACUAUUGAAAAAUUGACAAAUAUUGAUUCCUUCCUUUCUAUUCCCUUAAAGGUAACCUGUCACUAGUU
This is a messenger RNA of Hyla sarda, 1944 nucleotides long. RefSeq names its product GATA binding protein 5 (gene GATA5). Gene Ontology annotation, biological process: negative regulation of transcription by RNA polymerase II; cardiac muscle tissue development; cell fate commitment. NCBI's taxonomy places the organism in Eukaryota, Metazoa, Chordata, Amphibia, Anura, Hylidae. The transcript has 7 exons. Bases 244 to 1395 code for a protein of 383 amino acids. The record is from RefSeq and is a predicted model, not a curated record. Gene Ontology annotation, molecular function: DNA-binding transcription factor activity, RNA polymerase II-specific; zinc ion binding; RNA polymerase II cis-regulatory region sequence-specific DNA binding. Gene Ontology annotation, cellular component: nucleus.